AUGGGUGCCGUCGUUUCUUGUCUGCGCUCGCUCUGCCAGACCAUAGGCAAUGUCCUCAUGGCCAUCGUCAACGGUAUCGGCUCAAUCAUAACAGCAAUUGUGAACGGCAUUGUUUCCUUCUUCAACAUUAUCAUCUCAUGCUUGACAUGCGGCCGAGCUGGCCGAGGAGGGAGGAAAACACGUACGACGCAUACGAGUAGGGUCUAA
Lithohypha guttulata is the source of this 207-nucleotide messenger RNA. RefSeq lists its product as uncharacterized. The coding region runs from base 1 to 207 and encodes 68 amino acids. Lineage: Eukaryota; Fungi; Ascomycota; Eurotiomycetes; Chaetothyriales; Trichomeriaceae. The transcript is spliced from 2 exons. The record is from RefSeq and is a predicted model, not a curated record.